Micromonas pusilla CCMP1545 is the source of this 879-nucleotide messenger RNA. RefSeq lists its product as uncharacterized. The coding region runs from base 1 to 879 and encodes 292 amino acids. NCBI's taxonomy places the organism in Eukaryota, Viridiplantae, Chlorophyta, Mamiellophyceae, Mamiellales, Mamiellaceae. The transcript has a single exon. The record is from RefSeq and is a predicted model, not a curated record.
AUGAAACUCCCGCGCUUGGACGAGAACACGCCGCUGGCGCCGCAGGAGGCUUCGCCGUCGACGUCGCGAUCGAUCGCCCGCGCGGCGACGCGCGUCGUCGCCGCGAUCGCGGUGCUCGCCGCGUUCGCGGCCGCGGUCGUCUCGACUCGAGGGGGCGAUUUCGAUUUCAACCUCGCGGGCGCGCUCCCGUCCUUGGGCGCUCAGGGCGCGAGCCCUCCGCGGUUCUUGACGAAGCGCCAUCUUCGCCACGCGAUCGAGCACUGCAUGAAACUCGGCGAUCUGAGCCACAAGUGCAAGUCGAUGCGCGACUGGGACGUGUCUUUCAUCACGGACAUGAGCGGCGUCUUCGCGGGCUUCGCCGACUACAACCCCGACGUCUCCAACUGGAACACCGCGCAGGUGACGUCCACGGCCGGGAUGUUCAGCGGCGCGAGCGGGUUCGACGGAGACUUGGGCGCGUGGGACAUGCGCGGCGUCGUGGACAUGAGCGGGAUGUUCCGCGGCGCGACCGCGUUCACGGGGAGAGGGUUGGAACGUUGGGACGUCGGCGGGGUGAAGGACGCGACGAUGACGUUCCGCGGCGCGAAGUCGUUCGUCGCGGACAUCUCCCAGUGGAACGUCGCGAACGUCGUGCACAUGGACGGCAUGUUCGAGCAAGCGACCGCGUUCGACGUGGACUUGAACCCCCCGAUGAGCAUGUGGGACGCGUGCAAGGCGACGCGCGAGAAGAUGUUUGAGGGCGCGACGAAGAUGGAGGCGGACGCGUCGAAACAGCCGAGGGAGAGUCAGCCGGGGUGCGGCGUAUCGCCGCCGCCGCCGCCGCCGCCGCCGCCGACCGAGGGCGAUCAGGAUGAAGAUGAAGAUCAAGAGGAUCGAUGA